This is a messenger RNA of Boleophthalmus pectinirostris (great blue-spotted mudskipper), 1132 nucleotides long. Its product is annotated as uracil-DNA glycosylase. Gene Ontology annotation, molecular function: uracil DNA N-glycosylase activity. Gene Ontology annotation, biological process: base-excision repair, AP site formation via deaminated base removal; base-excision repair. Gene Ontology annotation, cellular component: nucleus; mitochondrion. The transcript has 7 exons. NCBI's taxonomy places the organism in Eukaryota, Metazoa, Chordata, Actinopteri, Gobiiformes, Gobiidae. The record is from RefSeq and is a predicted model, not a curated record. The coding region runs from base 44 to 943 and encodes 299 amino acids.
UUUUACUUGCAAAUUGGUAUUUUAGUGAAGAGGUCUAGACGAAAUGAUUGGACAGAAGACCAUAAACUCAUUUUUCUCACCUGUGUCUAAGAAAAGAACUUCUAAAGACCUCAGUGCAACUGCAGAAGAGGCCAAAGAAGCGAAGCGAAAAUUCGUGGCGACGGAGUCAGAGCCAGCACUUUCUAGCUCGCCUGGACCUGUUCUCUCCCCGGAGCAGUUGGAAAGAAUCGCCCGCAACAAAAAAGCUGCGCUGGAGAAACGUUCCUCCGGUGUCUCAGGAUUCGGGGAAAGCUGGAGAAAGAGUCUGUCUGCGGAGUUUGGAAAGCCUUACUUUAAACAGUUAAUGGCAUUUGUGUCGGAGGAGAGGAAACGUCAUACAAUUUACCCACCUGCAGAAGAGGUGUUUGCGUGGACCCAGAUGUGUGCUAUUGAAGAUGUGAAAGUGGUGAUUCUUGGCCAAGACCCCUACCAUGGUCCAAACCAAGCCCAUGGAUUGUGCUUCAGUGUGAAGAGGCCAGUGCCACCUCCUCCAAGUCUGGAGAACAUGUACAAAGAACUAACAUCUGAUAUUGAUGGCUUUACACACCCUGGGCAUGGAGAUCUAACUGGAUGGGCCAAGCAAGGAGUGCUGUUGCUCAAUGCUGUAUUGACUGUCCGGGCACACCAAGCCAACUCGCACAAAGACAAAGGCUGGGAGACCUUCACAGAUGCAGUGGUUCAGUCGCUCAGCAAAAAUCUCAGUGGUGUCGUCUUCAUGUUGUGGGGAUCAUAUGCACAGAAAAAGGGUGCAGCUAUUGACCGGAAACUGCAUCAUAUCCUCAAGGCUGUACAUCCUUCCCCCCUGUCGGCACAUCGGGGAUUCUUUGGCUGCAAACACUUUUCAAAAGCCAAUGAGUUGUUGAUGGAAUCUGGAAAGUUGCCUAUUGACUGGAAAGCACUUUGAACACUAAUAUAACAGCUAUAAUUACUACUGGCAAACACCCCUUUAUAAGCUUGUUAACAAUGUUUAUCCUGUUUCUAUAUUUUACUUCACCCCAAACUGUUUGAUCUUUAUUCAAAUCAAAAUAACACUUAACUUGUUCAUUGUAACUCUGUUUAAAUUUGUGUCAUUAAAGUUUUUAUAGUUUGCUUC